This is a messenger RNA of Neofelis nebulosa (Clouded leopard), 1007 nucleotides long. It is a transcript of the gene CIMAP1B, whose product is annotated as ciliary microtubule associated protein 1B. Lineage: Eukaryota; Metazoa; Chordata; Mammalia; Carnivora; Felidae. The transcript has 7 exons. The coding region runs from base 71 to 955 and encodes 294 amino acids. Gene Ontology annotation, cellular component: cytoskeleton. The record is from RefSeq and is a predicted model, not a curated record.
UGCGGGGGGCGGAGCCAGGUUGGGGUAAGGGGCGGUCAGCCCCGUUGCCAGGAGGCGGAACCUGGACACAAUGGGGUCUGGGAGUCGGGCCGGGAGGGGGCCGGCAUCCGGGCACCCCACCUUGCCUUCCCCGCCGGGAGCCACGAGAGCAGGUGCCGCGGGCCGUAAGCUCACCCCACCCUCGCGCGCCAUGGGCUCGGACGUCUGGGUCGGCCCUUGGCGGCCGCACCGGCCCCGCGGCCCCAUCGCAGCGCUCUACAGAGGCCCGGGGCCCAAGUACAUGCUGCCACCGAACACCGGCUACAUCCUGCACGACCCGUCGCGGCCCCGCGCCCCGGCGUUCUCCUUCGGCGCGCGCCUCCCCACGCAGCAGACUUCGUGCGGCCCCGGGCCCGGCCACCUGAUUCCAGCUCGUAUGACCGUGCGCGGCCCCGACGGCACCCCCGCCUACUCCAUCUACGGCCGUCCGCGCCACGCAGCGCCCUUCCUCACUCCGGGACCCGGCAGGUACUUCCCAGAACGAGCUGGGAACGCGACGUACCCCAGUGCGCCUCGGCACACCAUCGCCCCCCGAAACUGGGGUAUCCACGCGGAGCCGCAGACCCCAGGCCCCGGGGCCUACACUGUGCCCUCGCUCUUGGGUCCGCGUGUCAUCGGUAAAGUCUCGGCCCCAACUUACUCCAUCUAUGGCCGCAGCGCAGUGGGCAGCUGCUUCGAGGACCUCAGCAAGACCCCGGGUCCCUGCGCCUACCACGUGGUGAACACUGGGAUCUACAAGCCUCGGGCCCCCCAGUUCUCGAUGCUGGCGCGGAAUUCACUCCCCCAGGACAACACCCUGAAUCCGGGACCCGCAGCCUACAACGUGGACCAAGGGCACCGCAAGCCCGGCGGCUGGAGCUUCGGGAUCCGGCACUCGGACCACCUGGCCCGGGUCCUGACCUACGCGGAUGACUGACCCGCUGGGCGGGCGUGGCCCCACAAACGUUUGCUUAAAGCCUCCCGAGCCA